Messenger RNA from Diorhabda sublineata, 4781 nucleotides. RefSeq names its product transcription factor collier (gene kn). Gene Ontology annotation, molecular function: DNA-binding transcription factor activity, RNA polymerase II-specific; RNA polymerase II cis-regulatory region sequence-specific DNA binding. The record is from RefSeq and is a predicted model, not a curated record. Bases 314 to 1960 code for a protein of 548 amino acids. Lineage: Eukaryota; Metazoa; Arthropoda; Insecta; Coleoptera; Chrysomelidae. Gene Ontology annotation, biological process: regulation of transcription by RNA polymerase II. The transcript is spliced from 15 exons.
AGUCGCGAAUUGACCUUAGUCGGAGUAAGAACUCUCGCGAGAUAUCAAAACAACGUUGGUACAAAGAGUGCGGGUGACUUUUUUUUAUAAUUUUAUCGAGUGUGUGGCCGUUAAGGCAGGACUUUGUGAAACGUCUUGAAAAACUGUCAAGACGAGGUCGGACGAGGGACAUCCCGUGGAGCGCGGUUAUCCGACGGCGUCUCCUUGGCCCGCUCUAUCCCUUACGGCUCACGAACUGGACCCUGUAGCAGCCGCUUGGGGUAGAAAACUUUAUCCAGGAACGGGAACGUCAAGAGUAGCCGGUCCUGGUCUGAUGUUCGGUCUGCAUCAUCAUCAAGAUGCUACCGGGCUACACCAUCACCAUCAACCCCGUGGACCGAGUCUCAAAGAGGAACCUCUUUCCACGGCUCGGUCGUGGAUGCAAGGAACAGUUUCCGAUCAAAACGGAUCGCAAGUAGGUCGUGCCCAUUUCGAAAAGCAACCGCCUAGCAAUCUGAGGAAAUCGAAUUUUUUUCACUUCGUCAUCGCUCUAUACGACCGAGCCGGUCAACCGGUGGAAAUCGAGCGAACUGCUUUCAUCGGUUUCAUUGAAAAGGACCAGGAAACGGACGGUCAGAAAACAAACAAUGGAAUUCAGUAUAGACUACAGUUGUUGUUCGCUAACGGUGUACGACAAGAACAAGACAUAUUUGUUAGGCUCAUAGACUCUGUCACCAAACAGGCAAUCAUUUAUGAGGGACAGGAUAAGAAUCCCGAAAUGUGUCGGGUGCUGCUUACACACGAAAUUAUGUGCAGUCGGUGUUGUGACAAGAAAAGUUGUGGAAACAGAAAUGAAACACCUUCAGACCCUGUGAUAAUAGAUCGAUUUUUCCUUAAGUUUUUCCUUAAAUGUAAUCAAAACUGCUUAAAAAAUGCCGGAAAUCCACGGGAUAUGCGGAGAUUUCAAGUAGUGAUAUCGACGCAAGUAGCUGUAGAUGGUCCACUUCUGGCUAUAUCUGACAACAUGUUUGUACAUAACAAUUCGAAACAUGGUAGGAGAGCGAAAAGGCUCGAUCCCACAGAAGGCCAAUUUCCAGGACUGUACCCGCCUCUUCCAGUAGCGACCCCCUGUAUAAAAGCGAUCAGUCCCAGCGAAGGUUGGACGGCCGGAGGAUCGACAGUUAUUAUAGUGGGAGAUAACUUUUUUGAUGGACUACAAGUCGUUUUUGGCACUAUGCUCGUAUGGAGCGAGUUGAUAACGCCUCACGCAAUACGAGUUCAAACACCUCCUCGACAUAUACCGGGAGUUGUAGAAGUAACUUUAUCAUAUAAAUCUAAACAAUUUUGUAAAGGAGCACCUGGCAGAUUUGUAUAUGUUUCCCUCAACGAACCAACGAUAGAUUACGGUUUUCAAAGACUACAAAAACUCAUACCGAGGCAUCCGGGAGAUCCUGAAAAACUACCAAAAGAAAUAAUAUUAAAGAGAGCAGCAGACUUAGCAGAGGCCUUAUAUUCGAUGCCUCGAAACAAUCAGCUGACGUUAUCAGCACCCAGAUCACCGACGAUGGGCAACAAUGGUAUGACUUCGACGUUUAAUGCUUACACCGGUCAGUUGGCUGUCAGCGUUCAGGACAACGGAAACGAAGACUACGGGGGGCGGACACAAAGUAGCAGUGUAUCUCCACGCGGAGGUGGCUACUGCUCGAACGCAUCAACGCCUCAUUCUUCGAACGGGGGAGGUUCGUACGCGGGCGGAAGUAGCAGCGGUAACAUCAAUGGAGGAUAUGGAGGAGCAACACCAACUAGCAGUUCGCAGUUAUCCAAUAUGCUACCGGGAUCACCGUCAGCAGGAAUAUUCAACUCAACACCAAGAAUGAGUUUAGUGUCGUCUCCAUUCGCCUCAAUGAACCCCUUCGCUCUUCCCACGUGCAACUCGCAAGGCUACAGCUCCACGACGGCCUUAGUGGGAUCCAGCAAGUAGCCCGAGGAGUCUUCAAGUCCAAACACUCCAAACAGUAAUGUUUCGUCCCCGCAAGACGUUUCCGGUACAAUGUAUACGGCAUAACGCGUACCAAAAACUUUAGGUGUUACACGAAAUAUGAACUUGAAUAUCGACGGAACCAAUAUUUUCAAACCUUUCGGUUUAAUAUUUUUUGAUAUUUGAUAAGAAAACCAGGAUUGGUUGGUGGCAAAGGGCGGCCCAUGCUCCUCGAAACAAUUUCUAAUUUCCUGUUAUAUUUUGCUUUAAAUAUUAAAUGGUUCCUCCAUGAAUAUUUUCCGGAAAAUCGAUUUGAAGUCCACAACACACACAAAUCUCGGUAGUGGAUAAAACAGGUUAGACAAUUUGUUAAAAAAUCUGGCGCUGAGCUUAUUCUGUAAAUUGCACGACUAAAAAAAUAAUUUGACGAGGUGUUUGAUAAUAAAUCACGAGUACUUAAACUUAUUCAAACAUUUUCUGAACAAACUACGAUCGAAUGAUAUCAAAAAUCGAUUUGAAUUCCACAUUUUCGAAUCUUUGCAUCGAGAAGUUACAAAAUGGUGUGGGAUUGAAACAUACUGAACAAAUCAAGAAGUAGCAGAAGAUGCUUGAGUCAGAGUUCUAGCAGAGGCUCUAAGUGGAUUUUGUAGAACCCAAGCACCUCAUACUGACGGAAAUAGAUGACUGUACAUAAGAAAAGGAAUUAUCUAAGUGCAAAGCACUAGAAAAUCUUCGGGAAGGAACCUGCGAGUUUAUUUGACAUGAUAGGAAACUCGUCUUAACUGAUUGAGCUGGAUUUCUUAAGAUAUAUUAAAUUAUCAACUAUAAAAGUACUACUAGUUUCAGAAUAAGGCUUUAGACGUUGAAUACAGGGGCAGACAUUUGGGGAACGGGUAGCAUUUUUUAGCUUUUACCCCACCUACCCUAAAAUACAAAAUUACCAUAUUUUUCCGACAUAUUUGAAUCGAGCAUGACCUUUAAACGGAAUUUCUAGUCAAUAUUAAAAAUACAAGCAUUGUAUUUCGAAAAAUAAUUGAAAAUAUUAAUCUGUCGAUAUUCAUUUUAAUCAAUUCGUUAUUGUAAAUUAUAUAAAUAUUUGUAUAAAUACGUACAUUCGAACAAAGUAAAUUAGAUUUGUUUAUAAUUGAUAAUGAAACAAAUAUUUUGAAGGAUAAAAAACCUAAUGAACUGUGAUCACCAAAUACUUAUGAAACAUUCAACAAUUUAUAUAACAUUUGAUUUACCCAAUGAGAUUUUUCAGUUUUACAAACAAAACUCUGGCUAAAUCGGCAAACACUAUCAGGGUAAAUCAAAUGUCAACUGAAAGGGCGCAUAUCACAACUAUUUAUUGACUUUCCCUGUACAUCUCUCCCCUUACAUUUCUUACGCAGCAAGUUAUUAUUGAAAUAUUGAAAAAUUCAGUUUAAUAUACACUUGUGAUAAAAAAAAAGUUAGAUAAUCAGUUUUAAUCAAUUUUGGUGGACAUAUUUAUUGGUUAUUAUGAAUCGAUGGGUUUAGGAUGGAUUCCGAAUCAUUGAUGCUAAAAUCUGUGGAGGAUUUUCUAUAUUCAACACCAUCUAUAUCAUAAACAGGUUCAAUUAGAGACAGAUCAUCUUGGUCUGAAUGGAACAUAGCUUGACUUCUUCCUCAACGUAGCAGUUCUACUGAAACUAUCGGUGUUUUGCUAUAUACAAUAAAACCCACAGUGUGAUACACACGAAGCUGUAUCUCUAAUUAACUACCCCGUAGCCAUCUUACAUAAAUAAGAGCGGACAUAAAGUCAUUGAAGAUGAUCUAAUUCAAUUGCUGAUUCCACUGAAUUCUCUGUCCACACCAGUUAACAAAAUCACUGAGAUACAACUUGGUAUUCGAAAAUAAUACGGUUUCUCCGAUGAUGCUAAAGAAAUAAGAACCUAGAGCCUCAAAUAAGGAACAUAUCGUUAGCUCUAAGAGAUUUCUGAGCCAUUAGAAUGAUAAACUCUAACUUUUUGUGACCGUUUUUGUUGGUGCUACAAUAUGGUGGAUAAAUAUAUGUUAACUAUAAACUAGCUUCCUGCUACUCCACAAAACUUUUCUUAAAGUUAAUUAACUAAGAUACCUGACCUAUUAUUCAUAAUAUAAAAUAAAUUCAUAAACCAAUUUUGUCGUAUUGAAACUGGUGCGUGUCAUUGUCCCUAAAUGUAAAGUUAACGCAUUCGUAACAAACAUAAAAUACAGUCUCUGAGUUUUUAGAUUUUUUAUCGAAAUUUCAAUAAUUUCCGUGCUUGCUUCGUAAGAAAAUUCAUUUCUCUGCUCUGUCAUAUCGUAAUAAAAGAUACAUAUCGCUUUAGAGCUGGGAUUAAGAGAAUUUUCAAAUAUGAAUAAGUUGUAAAUAUAUAUAGAAAAAUUUUGUACAAAUAUGUAUAGUAACAAGGGGGUUACACAACGACUAUCAAUAUAUUUUGUAAAUUAACAUAUCUUAGAUUAUUUAAUUUCGUUUUUGUAGAUUGUAAAUAAAUAUAGAAGAGAAGAAAGCAAUUUAGUAACGAAAUGUACCGGGUGGUCUUCGAGUUUUUUGAAAUGAAAAAUAAAUACCUAAAACGUAUACGAAUCUCAUUUUGUUUAUUUUUCAAAUUAUCAUUCAUCGUUCGAAUUUUAAUUUAUUUUAAAUGAAAAUUACAAUUUUCAAUAAAAGAUCGUUACAUUAUGUAUAAUUUGUACAUACUAUUGUUAUUUAUUUUUGAAUUUUUUUUAAAUUCGUGCAAAUAUUUAUUUCGUUAUUUUGUGCAAUUUUCGAAUGUUUUUUUUUUAAACUCAUUGAUGUAUAAUAAAAUUUAUAUAAAAA